This is a messenger RNA of Daphnia pulex (common water flea), 3768 nucleotides long. Its product is annotated as extensin-like. Gene Ontology annotation, biological process: regulation of transcription by RNA polymerase II. The coding region runs from base 522 to 2849 and encodes 775 amino acids. The transcript has 2 exons. The record is from RefSeq and is a predicted model, not a curated record. Lineage: Eukaryota; Metazoa; Arthropoda; Branchiopoda; Diplostraca; Daphniidae. Gene Ontology annotation, molecular function: DNA-binding transcription factor activity; RNA polymerase II cis-regulatory region sequence-specific DNA binding.
UGGGGGAAUGUUUCCUUAGUUCUUCCGAUUGGAUUUUUCCCAAGUCGACUAUUCGAAAGUGAGCUGUCGACUGAGCUCCUCACAUUUUCUCAUCGGCUGUGCGUCAUUUUAGACAGCGCGCGUUCAUGUAUACGCCGCCUUUCAAUCACAGACGCUGACCCACGUGGUGUUGAAUUUUUAUAUUGAAAAAAGAAAAGUGAAACCUGUUUGCAUCAAGACAUUGGGUCUUUCCCCAGCACGCUGCUGAUAUUUUUUCGUGUGCACUUGUGUGUCUUGUAGUGAGGGAAAUCCCACAGUCAGCAGUUGCUAGUCGACCUGUGUGAAUCAUGUCCCACUGGCUACCGAUUCCUAUGAUUGAACAAGUGUGAAAUUCUUAAGGGGAAAUCCCACUUCGUCAUCCGUAUCGCCACGUUACGUCAGCUGAAGGUGGUGUUAUGGCAUUAGGUGGCCACUGAGAAGAGAAACGUGAUAGUACCCUUGGAUGUCUUCAGUCUAAUUACCCAGUUGAUUCAACCCGUGCCAUGGAAUACUCCAACGGGACAGCGGAGGCCUAUCGAUACCAUUCAUCCGCCACCUACGAUACUUCCGCUUUCGUCGGUCAAGCCAGCGCCUACUGUGUCACCAGCAGCAAUCUCUUGCCACCUCCUCAUCCGUCUGAGGAGUUUCAUCCGACCGCUAGCCGACGCUUUCAUCCAUAUCUCCCUGGCGACCAGUCGAUGGUCAAUUCUGCCACAGCCGAUCUCAAUAACGGACACUUUAGGAACGGAUUUUCCGCCGAUCCCAACGUUUUUGAUUCUCCUCAUGGACAACCGGAUCAUCUCCAAACUCAACAUCAUUUCCCCCCGUUUCCCGAUGUUUAUCCACCUCCGCCCACCAUCAAGACGGAGCUGAACGGAGGCGGCAAUGAAACUGCAGAGAUUCUCGACUUGGAUUCCCACAAGGUUCACGUUUAUCAACCUCCUGGAACCAUCCAGUUGGGCCUCCCACCUGCUCAUCACCAUCCGGGCGGGACUCUGGCACCGACGCCUCCCUACACUCCAGCCACUUCUGUCGGUUCAAAUUCAUCAUCGAUGGGUUGGAUGACUCCAACGCCACCACUUCCAUCUUUAGCUCAGCAGCCGCCACCACCACCACCACCAUUGCAUCCUCACGACUAUCGACCCAAUCCAUUCCCGGCCUACGAGCCAUUGCCGAUGCCCGUCAUCAACGCUAAUAAUGGCAACAAUGCAGCGACGACAACAAAUGGAAAUAUUGCACCUGUCCCGAAAUCCGCCCCUGGAUGGAAACCUAAUGCACCAUCGAAUGGAAAUGCCCAACCUUCAGGGGGAGGAAAUCAUGGGGGAGGUUCAGAGGCUCGUCGUCCAAAGACUUACAAUUGUGAAGCCUGCAACAAGUGGUUUACAUCCAGCGGCCAUCUUAAACGUCACUACAAUACGACACUUCACAAGAAUGCCAUUAAAGCCUCCGGUGGGAAUACCCCGGCUGCUGGUGAUGGACGCCGGUCGACCACACCAUCCAGUCGGAGCACUGGCACACCCACCGUCAACAGUCCAGCUGGAUCGGACGAGAAAACUAUGGAUGAGAUGCCAAUUCCAAGACCAUCUCUUAACAGCAGUCCUAAAAUUAUUCCAUCUUCGCCAGGCGAUUAUCAUCCGCCGUCACAACAACCGCCUCCACCUCUCAUUCAUCAACAACAACUUCAAUCCGGCCCUCCACCACUUCAAUCUUUGAGCAAUAAUAGCAACUAUCCAUCUCCUCAGCAGCAGCAGCAGCAAAUAAAUAAUUCUACUUCCAUGGAUCCGUACCGUUUACCUUACUCAGCACCUGGGAAUCCAUCCGGAAUGAUGACGGUCGGUCCUACUGGCCCGGCGCCGCCACCACCACCGGGUGGUCAUUUGCCAUACUACUGCCCUCCUCCCGUUAGCCAUUCCAAUUAUUCUCCAUACCCUCAGCAUGCGCAACAACACUUGCAACAACAACAACAGCAGCAACAGCACGUCUAUCCUCAAUCCAACACUAUGGGCUAUCCCCCAAACUCCAUUGCCCCGCCCCCUAGCAGCAACGCCAACGUUCAGCAGCUGGGGGUGGGGCCAAUUGCCUCGUCCCGCGGAAUCAUCCAUCACCAACAACAACAGCAGCAGCAGCACUACCACCUCAAUCAUGAGCAGACAUUUAUCAACAACAACAAUACAAUCAUGGAACACGACAAAAUUGGAAACAAUGACGUUGAAUUCGGCGGAAUGGAUUCGGACGCCUUUCUGAUCAAAUCCAACGAUUCCGACUGCAGUGGAGGCGGAAGCGAUGAUUCUCCGGUCGGAAGUGAUGACGCCGACUUGGAUAUGAGUGACGCCGAAGAGCCGGAGCGGUCAGCUAUCAACGUGGUGAUGCCACCGAUUAAACCCAACGGAGUAGCCGUCAAAUCUCGUCCCAUUGCCGUUGUGGCCGAUAACGGCGGCACGGCUUCCGUCGGAACGUUUAAAUGCACCCAGUGUGACAAGGCGUUCAAUCGGGUGUGUUACCUGACUCAACAUAACAACACGUUCCACAAAGGCGACAAGCCUUUCAAGUGCCACAUGUGCGGCAAGCGAUUUCCCAAUGCGGAAUUAUUCGACCAACAUCAGCAGAAACAUGCCGGAGACAAGCCCUACAAAUGUCCGUUGUGCCCGAAACAAUUUAAUCACAAGACGGAUCUGAGGCGUCACAUGUGUCUCCAUACGGGCCAGAAGCCUUUCAUGUGCCAAGUCUGCAACAAGGGAUUCAUCCGCAAGGACCAUAUGGUCAAACACGUUCAGACUCACACCAGACGGAACGCACUGCACGCUCAUCCGCCACCCACAGCAGCAUCUUAGAAGAACAAUCUCCCCCUUUUUUAUUAUUAUUAUUAUAUUACUUUGACCUAUUUUUCUUUGGUAUUCUUUGUGUGUUUUCUUAGUUCCAGCGCCAAUCAAAAAAAACAUUUCCAAUGACCUUUUUUAAACAAACAAACAAACAAAAUGACUCUUUUUAAUGAUGAAAACGGUUGUGCCUUAUCAUUUGCCAAUAUUGUGGACUUGAGACAUUUGUUGACUUGGAAUUCACUGGAGUGUAGCUAUAUCAGUUGUUUUGAUGAAUUUGUUGAUUGUUGUGUAAAAAAAUUACAGGUGGGCAUGACAUUUUGCGCAACAGCAUUGACCUUGCAUGACGAAAGAAUAUUUCGACAAGCUCCUCUACCUCAUUUGCCCAAUCUGUUUUUUAUUUUCUAUUUUCAAAACCACAAAAUGAAAUUUAUCUUGGCCAACCUUUUUUAUUUUUUCGCAGAACGGAGCUCUUAAUGUGUUGACAGACAUUCCAUUGUUUCCGUGUGUGUGUGUGUGCCAGCUGGGGAGGUGAGGGUUGUGCCUCUCUUCCUCACCAAUAGAUAUAGAAUAAUACUACCUCAUUCCAAGAUUUCGAUUAUGCCAUUAUCGGUUAGGUUAGUGUCUUUUUUAAAAUGCCGAUGAAAUAAAAGAGGACCUCGCCUACUUUGAGAUGAUGAAUUUCAACUGGACCCGCGCAGUUUAUUCAUUUGACAUUUUUUUUUAUUUUUUAUUUUCUUCAUGCUCGACUGUCGACAUAUUGUUUAAAAGCGCAAUUCAUCACUAAUAUAAUUGACGUGUUUUUAGAAACCUACCUCUCCUUUGUUGGCAUGGCCCCCAUUCUCUUCCACUUUUUCUCCAUGUAACGCACAAAUGUUUGAUGAUAUCCCGUCGUGCAACAGCAACAGACAAAUAAUAUGAAAUUUUCAUUUUG